Messenger RNA from Mytilus trossulus (common blue mussel), 1483 nucleotides. RefSeq lists its product as uncharacterized. Lineage: Eukaryota; Metazoa; Mollusca; Bivalvia; Mytilida; Mytilidae. Bases 642 to 998 code for a protein of 118 amino acids. The record is from RefSeq and is a predicted model, not a curated record. The transcript has 4 exons.
UUUUUGGAGAUAUAUAGAGAUAAAAUGUUACAGCAAAAAAUGUUCAGCAAAGUAAGAUCUACACAUGAGUCAAAUGAGUGAAAUUGAAAUGAGAUAUUAAACUGUAUGCAAUAAAAAUAGGAGGAACAAUUUAUUUGCUUAUAUUUUAAGAUUCUGUGGAUUUAUUGAUUUUCGUGGGAUACCAAUUUUUGUGGAUAACGUGGGUGUAGGUGAAUCACAAAUUUCUCUAGGCUUGUUUCAACACAUAAUAAAAACCAUGAAAUGAAAUAUACAAAAAAACACAAUUUUUCCACAAUCCACGAAAACUGGUACCCACGAAAAUAAAUGAAUUCACAGUAAUACAGCUUACAUGUUCCUAUAUACUUUUUUUUAUUUAUUUUAAUUGAAGUAAAUGAAAAAUAUUUCCUCAGGAAUGCCCACCUUCUUAGUUAUAAAAGCAAAAGAAAUGAAAGCUGAAAUUAUAGAGUAUCUGCAGAAUUAUAAGCCAUUUAAAUCAUUGCCAAAAGUUGGAGAUCCUGUUUAACCAUUAUGUUGACAACACUAGAGGCAUAUCUGAGGAAGUGAGAGAUGAAUUAACUUCAUAUCUCAGCUUGACAUAUAAAGACAUUUUCAAUCUAUCUGUCAGUUCUGACAUUCCAUCUAUGAUGCACAACACUAUAUCAUUCAUAAUACAUCAUUCAGGAAACAAAGAUUUAAAUAAUCCAAUAGAUGUUUGCCAAAAUUUAGAAAGGAUCAGUGAAACUACUGGAGAAUAUGAAAGGAUUGGUAAAAAUACUAAAAAGGAUGCAAUUACAGGACUUAUUAAUCAUUCAUCGACAAAAGAUAAAAAAUCAGAAAUAGGCAGAAAAAGAUCAGGAAAUAAGAAAAUAGAUGCAGCAGAAUCCAAGAAGUGUACAGUAAGACUGACUGAUAUUGGUACUAUUAAAAACUUGAAAACAUAUGUAAACAAGACAGAGAAAAAAAGAAAAAGAAGGAAGAUAUGUGUAAAGAACUUGUAAAAAAAAUGUUAAAUGUUAAAGGGGCACUAGCUGUCAAAUUCAUGUUCACCGACUUUACUUAAUUUCUAGUAUUUGAUUUAUAAUAAUGAAUAAUGUUAACAUUUAUCCAACCUAUUUAAAGUCUAAAAAAAAUUAUUAGGAGGACACGGUAUAAAAUUACAUUUCGUGUGUUCGCAGUCUAGACCGCCAUCUAAUUAAUUAUUGAGUUGACCUCUAAAGUCUUUCAAUGACCAUAUAAGCGAUGUAAACAUAAAUAUAGAUAUAAAUAGAUCAAGCAAAUUCAUGCUCUUGGAUUAUUCUAGGUCUAUUUAAUUUUAUAUUAUAGAUGAAACAUUAAUGUUUAUCAUCGUUUUUAUCUGUAUAAGAAUGAUUUUCUGUGGAUCAAAUCAGUCAAUCAAUUGAUUUACCUUUGUUUCACUUUCAAUGUUGAUAUUCUUUUCCUUUAAAUAAUUUUACACAUUCAAUUCAUGUGUUAUCCAUUUCAA